GCCGGUCCCGGUGCCGGUGCCAUGAAAUGUGUGAUCGCCGGCGGCAACGUCAAAGUCCUCGGCCGGGCCGUGCACUCCCUGUCCCGCAUCGGCGACGAGCUCUACCUGGAGCCCACCGAGAGUGGGCUGUCCCUCCGUGCUGUCAACUCCUCCCGUUCUGCCUUCGCCGCCUUCCUCUUCGCACCCCUGUUCUUCCAGCUGUACGAGCCGGGCAGCGCCGGGCCCGACACCGAGCUCUUCCGAUGCAAAGUCCACAUGAAGUCCUUCCUGGGCGUCUUCCGCUCGCUGCCCUCGCUGGAGAAGUCGGUGGGGAAAUGCCUUAUGCUGCUCAAGCCCCGUGCCAGCCGCCUGGUCCUGCAGCUCCACUGCAAGCACGGUGUCACCAAGACACACAACCUGGCCUUCCAGGAGUGCGAGCGGCUGCAGGCCGUGUUCGACACGCAGCGCUGUGCCAGCCGCCUCUGCGCCCCGGCACGGCUGCUGGCAGAGGCCGUGGUGCACUUUCCCCCGACGCUGGCCGAGGUGACACUGGGGACUGGUACCGGUGGCAAAAUCAGCCUGCGGAACUACGUGGAGGAUGAGGCAGAGCCGAGCAAGACGAUGGUGACGGAGCUGUGGCUGGCUGAGGAUGAGUUCCAGUCAGUGGCCGUGGCCCCGGGCUCCCACAUCACCUUCUGCCUCAAGGAAUUCCGUGGCCUGCUGAGCUUUGCUGAGGCCUCCAACCUGCCCCUCACCAUCCAUUUUGACGAGCCCGGAAGGCCGGUGAUCUUCACCCUGGAUGACACUGUCCUGGAGGUUCACCUGGUGCUGGCCACCCUCUCUGACCUAGAAAGCAGCUCCCAGUCCCCUUCGACCAACGGCGUGUCCCACCUGCCUGUCCCAUCAGACGACUUCGCUGACGACCUGGAGUCCUACAUGGCUGCCAUGGAAACCAGCGAGGGGUGCUCAGAGGGGCCCCCCAGCCCCACCUUCCCCCUGCGUACCCCCCAGCCAGCCAAGAGCAAACCCCAGGAGGAGGAGGAGGAGGAGGAGGAGGAGGAGGAGGAAGGAGCUGUGCCAGGGACCCCCCCGCACAAGAAGUUUCGCUCCCUGUUUUUUGGCUCGGUGAUGACACCAGGAAGGCCUGAUCCAGCCACCACCCAGGAGGUGCUGGCGGAGGACAGCGAUGGAGAAAGCUGAGCCCCCGAGUCACUGCCACCCCCAGCCUCCAUCCAACCACCAGGACAGGCACCCCCCAGUGACCCAUUACAAGUUUAUUCCUCAAAAAAUCCUCCUGCCCCCCCCUCCGCUGCCACCCCAGGGCUGGGCUCUGGGCUCCCCCCUCGCCCCAGCACUCCCUGCCCUGGGCCUGGAUUUGCUUUGGUGGAGCGUGGCGGGGGGGGGGCAGGAUCCUACAAAUAAAAAAACGAGUCGAAAGAAAAGCGACCUGAUGCUUGGGCGGGGGGCUGGGGGGCGUGGGCAGCACGGGGGCGGCUCCCAGCUCAUUUCUUGGCUUUGGCAGAGUUUCGGGGAGGGGUGACGGGGCGCCCGGCGGGGUUCAGCCCGCUGAACUGCCCGUAUUUGCCUUUGUUCUUGUCGGCCGGCUUCAA
Molecule: messenger RNA, 1589 nt
Organism: Agelaius phoeniceus (red-winged blackbird)
Lineage: Eukaryota; Metazoa; Chordata; Aves; Passeriformes; Icteridae
Gene: RAD9A
Product: RAD9 checkpoint clamp component A
Biological process (GO): DNA repair; cellular response to ionizing radiation; DNA replication checkpoint signaling
Cellular component (GO): checkpoint clamp complex
Source: RefSeq, a predicted model, not a curated record